This is a messenger RNA of Darwinula stevensoni, 528 nucleotides long. Lineage: Eukaryota; Metazoa; Arthropoda; Ostracoda; Podocopida; Darwinulidae. The record is from the annotation of a GenBank genome assembly.
CUCACUCCUGAUACGGAGAUUGACAUACAAUGGAAUCCAUUCACUGAACUACCAGAGAGCAUCUUUCGCCCCAUACUGGAUGUCUUGUCUCAGGGAAAUGGUUUCGUCAAUGUAAAUGAAGUCACUAGGAUACGAUGCGAUUGCGGCAUGGCCUGGAUGUUGACUGCAGAAAAGUUCCAGAAGCAUGUUCGUGGGAAGUGUGAGAAUGGCACAAAAUUUGAAGACUUGAAUUUAGGUGUCUUGAGAGGUUGUUCUCGCCUUUGUCCGUACGAUUGUGUUAAGGUCCAACUGGUGUCUUUCUGCACGCCGGGUAAGACGAUCCUCUCAAAAGUAGACAACUGCGAGCAUGAGGAAAUAUGUUGUCAACCAAGACUGCCAAUGAUCUCUACUCCGAACGAGAUGAGGAAACCUGGAGGCUUGCAAGAGCAAGUUACAAGGAUUCCAGUGAUAACUACUCCGAACGAGAUGAAGACACCUGGAAGCUUGCACGAACCAGGUACCCUGUCUUUCCAUCUUCUUCGCAAAUCG